CACAUGCUCUUUCGACACGCCCCCGUCAGUUUCGAACCACGCCCAUGCUCUCACGCACCCCAUUAACUUGCACACUGAACUCACUCCAUGCGCAUUCUUCUUUCUGAAAACUUCGUGGCUUGUUUGGACAGAGAGCACAAGUAGCCCGUUAAGAACUGAAAGAAAAUGCCAGAGGCGAGAGGACGAGACACUGUGACCGAGCCUUCUGAGGAUCCUCAGAUAUGGAGCGAGAAGAGCAGAGAAACAACGCCAGAGCAGAGAGAGAAGUGGGCCAACAAGACAGAGUUUCUUCUGUCCAUGGCUGGUGAAAUCAUUGGCCUGGGCAACGUUUGGCGUUUUCCUUAUCUCUGCUACAAGAACGGGGGAGGGGUAUUCUUCAUCCCUUACUUUGUCUUCCUCGUCUUCUGUGGCAUCCCUAUCUUUUUCUUGGAGACUGCAUUGGGUCAGUACACCAGUGAAGGAGGGAUCACAGCCUGGAGGAAGAUAUGUCCUAUGUUUGAAGGAGUUGGCAUUGCAUCUCAAGUUAUUGUGAUCUACCUGAACAUCUACUACAUUGUGGUUCUUGCCUGGGCGGUUUUCUACCUCUUCAGCUGUUUCCAGAGCACAUUGCCUUGGAUCUCCUGUACCAACGAAUGGAACACACAAUUUUGUCAUACAUAUAACACAAGUUUGCUGAACUCUGGCCUGAAUGGGACAGAUGCUGACUGGUCCUUCCUGCACAAUGAAACAAACAACUACAGUAGCAGUUUCAACUACUCUGCAGCAUACAAGGUUGUCUCUCCAGAGGAGGAAUUCUGGCUUUAUCGUGUGCAGAGGAUUUCCAGCGAUGAUUUCCUGGGCCCACCGCACUAUGACCUGACGCUCUGUCUUUUGCUGGUCUGGAUUAUCUGUUACUUUUGCAUUUGGAAAGGAGUCAAGACCACAGGCAAGGUGGUUUAUUUCACAGCCACAUUUCCAUACAUCAUGUUGCUGAUUCUAUUUUUCCGAGGAGUCACGCUACCUGGUGCUGGAGCAGGAAUCAGCUAUUACCUCUAUCCUGAUAUCUCCAAACUCUCCAAUCCUGAUGUUUGGCGUGACGCAGGGACCCAAGUGUUUUUUUCCUAUGCUGUGUGUCAGGGAGUUCUCACAGCAUUGGGAAGCUAUAACAAAUACCACAAUAACUGCUACAAAGAUUGCAUCGCUCUCUGUGCCCUGAACAGUGGCACUAGCAUCUUUGCAGGCUUCGCUGUGUUCUCUAUCCUGGGCUACAUGGCUCAUGAGCUGUCCUUACCUAUGGAGGAUAUAGUGCAAUCAGGUCCAGGCCUUGCCUUUAUAGCAUAUCCCAAAGCCCUGUCUCUCCUCCCAGGCCCUCAUUUCUGGUCUGUUCUCUUCUUCCUGAUGGUCCUCUUUCUUGGGCUAGACAGCCAGUUUGUGUGUGUGGAGAGUCUUGCCACAGCGCUCACCGAUGUUUUCCCUAGAAUUCUGAGGAAACCAAAGCGCAGGGAGAUUCUGGUGUUGCUCAUUGCCGUGGUCUGCUUCCUGCUGGGCCUUCCUCUGGUUACUCGGGGUGGGCUCCACCUUUUCAAGCUGAUAGAUAUGUACGGUCCCAGUGGAACGAACCUGCUUCUCAUUGCGUGCUUUGAGACUGUGGUCAUUGCCUGGGUGUAUGGUGCCGACCGUUACUUUGAGAACAUCGAGGACAUGAUAGGAUAUCGUCCCUUGUCUGUGCUGAAGUAUUGCUGGCUCUUCAUCACCCCGUUGAUCUGUGGAGCCACUCUUUUGUAUGAUCUGAUCAGCAGUCAAUCACUCAAGGAUUCAACAGACUUCGUACCCAGCUGGAGUUCUGCAAUCGCCGCCCUUCUCACUCUGACGCCGAUGAUCUGCAUCCCCCUCUUCAUCCUGUUUCCUAUCUUGAGGGGUCAUGACCUGACCGUACCCUCCGCUGACCUGCGACAGCGCAGUCCAAACAAGCCUCGGCUAACGCUGUGUGAGCGUGUCAUCAUUAAGUCACAGAAGCUUUCUAACACAGAGGGAGAUAAAAGUGGCGAGGAAAAAAAUCUGAAGGAGGACACCACUGACAUGUGAAGUGUAGUAUGACAUCAGCAGCGAUCAUUUGACCUCAUAUUGUCUGGAUGGGCACAGAAACUCUUUGUUAGAUAAUGAAACCUCAAGUAAAAUAAACCUCAGCUACAGUCCAGGAAUGCAAGAUUGGUAAAGCUUGAUUGAAGUGGUAUUUCUACUGCUAGCACUGUUAAUGUAGCUGUCCAUAAUACAGGUACCCUGAUGUCAUAUUUUAUAUUUCAUCUAAUGGGACCACUCAGUAUAAAUUAUGACUGAGCCAAGAUUGAGUGUAGUCAUUAUUAUAAGGAUUUUGUAUGCUUUUGUAAAACAAUAUCGCACAAUUAUUCAAAUAUGAAUUUGUAACCUUGUUGACAUAUGUAACCAGAAUUAGUAAUAGCUGUCUAAACUGUGUUUUUACAUUCUUUGCUAGAUUAUUACAUUGUUUUCACUUGUAUGCAGCCCUGCUAUAUAACAAUACAGGCAAACUCUUAUUAGUGAGUGUAUAUUUUUGCAGAUCAAAUAUUUGGCCUUUUUUGUAAAAUUGUAUUGGAAUCAUUUGAUUCAAAUAAUCCAGCUAUUUCUGAUACCAAAAAAUAACCACUAUUAUACUGGGGAUUUCUUGUUUUUAUUGUGGUGUUUUUAGAUUUGAAACUGUGUAUUAUGUGUGCCAUUUCUGAUGUACUCUCCAUUUUUUGUCCAAAGAUAUGCAGGUAGGCUGAGCUAAAUUCUCCAUGAGUGUGAAUAAGUGUAUGUAUGUGUGUAUGCUGUCCUGUGAUGGACUGGGGUGAAUUCUCUCACCUUGUGCCCAUUGUUUAUGGGAUUGGCUCCAUAUCCACUGUGACCCUUGCAGGGAUAAAGUGGUUACUGAAGCUGAAUGAAUGAAUGGACCUAUACUUUAGUUUAUUAAUUGGACACAUACAGCUUCUUUAAUUAACAAACAAGACUCUUUAAUGUAUAAUUUUUACAGAGUACAUGCAGUCCAGCAGAUACUGAAAAUCAGGAUUCUUAUUAAUAAAUAUACAGUUGAAUAUUUCCGUUGUUGGACAUUUAACAGGCUUUUGCCCUAUUUGGUAACUGAGCAAGAUUUCAGGGUUUUUUUUUUUUUUUUUUUGACAAAAAUAACUUUUGCUGUCAGGCCACUUUCUAUUUUUAGUUUUAUACCUAAAAUUAAAAUAUAGACUCUUUUUAAAAUCA
Messenger RNA from Hemibagrus wyckioides, 3234 nucleotides. RefSeq names its product sodium- and chloride-dependent GABA transporter 2-like. The transcript is spliced from 16 exons. Gene Ontology annotation, cellular component: membrane. The record is from RefSeq and is a predicted model, not a curated record. Lineage: Eukaryota; Metazoa; Chordata; Actinopteri; Siluriformes; Bagridae. Gene Ontology annotation, biological process: sodium ion transmembrane transport. The coding region runs from base 166 to 2064 and encodes 632 amino acids.